Molecule: messenger RNA, 2227 nt
Organism: Kickxella alabastrina
Lineage: Eukaryota; Fungi; Kickxellomycota; Kickxellomycetes; Kickxellales; Kickxellaceae
Product: P-loop containing nucleoside triphosphate hydrolase protein
Exons: 2
Coding region: 283-2151 (622 amino acids)
Biological process (GO): rRNA processing
Cellular component (GO): nucleus; ribonucleoprotein complex; cytoplasm
Molecular function (GO): ATP binding; RNA helicase activity; RNA binding
Source: RefSeq, a predicted model, not a curated record
GUGUCUCUCAAACUUUUGCAGUGUUCUUUCUUUUUUAUAUUAGUACAGCUUUUUGGGUCUUUUUAUUGCUUCUAGUUGUUUCUUCAUUGACUGUAUAUAAGCAAAAAAUACAAGGUCCAACUCUCCUUUUAUCCAAACGCCUCGCACGAGCAAGCCAAGACAAAGCGGUUCCGCAUCUCAAAAAUACAAAAACGCGUCUUAGAAGCAUAUUUCAUUUGCCUUCUUUUGUAUAUCAACACCCGCUAACAAGAACAUAACUACCGUUUGCAAGAAAAAUCAAUCAUGGGCGACAGCUGGGGUAAUAGCGGUGCCGGUGGCAGCACCGGUGGCGGCUGGGGUGGUAGCAGCACCAGUGCAAGUGCAAGCUGGGCACCGAGCUCGAAUAAUAACGCUGGUGGCUAUUCGCGCCAGGAUCGUGGCAGCUAUCGCUCGUACGACGAUAACAGCCGGAGCGACCGCAAGGACUAUGAUCGCGGAGGCAGCUCUGGAGGCUAUGGUGGCGGUCGUGGUGGAAGUUAUUCCUCCGGCGGUCGCGGCGGUGGCUUUGGCGGCGGACGUUUUUCCCGCCAGGAGCCCCAGGAGCUUGUCAAGCCGGACUGGGACAUGAAGACGCUGCCCAGAUUUGAGAAGAACUUUUACGUUGAGGACCCGAGUGUUGUGAGCCGCUCCCAGCAGGAGGUUGAUGAUUACCGCAAGCAGUUCGAGAUGACCAUCCACGGUACCGGCAUCCCCAAGCCCAUCACCUCAUUCAAGGAGGCCAACUUCCCUGACUAUGUUAUGGACGAGAUUUCGAAGCUUGGAUUUGAGAAGCCCACUGCCAUUCAGGCACAGGGCUGGCCCAUGGCACUUUCUGGCCGUGACAUGGUUGGUGUUGCUUCGACCGGAUCCGGCAAGACCCUAGCCUACACGCUGCCAGGAAUUGUGCACAUCAACGCGCAGCCGCUGCUUCAGCCUGGAGACGGCCCCGUUGUGCUUAUCCUUGCGCCCACGCGCGAGCUGGCAGUUCAGAUCCAGACCGAGUGCAACAAGUACGGCUCAUCAUCGCGCAUUCGCAACACCUGCGUUUAUGGCGGUGUCCCCCGUGGCGGCCAGAUCCGCGACCUGAAGCAGGGCGUUGAGAUCUGCAUUGCCACGCCUGGCCGCCUGAUUGAUAUGCUGCAGAUAGGCGUUACCAACCUCCGCCGCGUGACCUACCUGGUCCUUGACGAGGCCGAUCGCAUGCUUGACAUGGGCUUUGAGCCCCAGAUCCGCAAGAUUGUUGACCAGAUCCGCCCUGACAGGCAGACCCUCAUGUGGUCAGCGACAUGGCCCAAGGAGGUCCAGCAGCUCGCCCGCGAUUUCCUCCAGGACUAUAUCCAGGUGAACAUCGGAUCUCUUGAUCUUGCUGCCUCGCACCAUAUCAAGCAGAUUGUCGAGGUUAUCCCUGAGGCUGACAAGCGCUCGCGCCUUGCGCGCCAUCUGGAGCAGAUUAUGACCCAGCCCGAGAACAAGACAAUCAUCUUUUCCAUGACCAAGCGCACUGCUGACGAUAUCACUCGCAACUUGCGCCAGGACGGCUGGAUUGCGCUUGCGAUCCACGGCGACAAGUCGCAGAGCGAGCGCGACUGGGUCAUCCGCGAGUUCCGCGCUGGCAAGACCCCCAUCAUGGUGGCCACGGACGUCGCAUCCCGCGGACUUGAUAUCAAGGAUGUCAAGUUUGUUAUCAACUACGACUUCCCUAACAACGUCGAAGACUACGUCCAUCGUAUUGGCCGUACUGGCCGCGCUGGUGCUUCGGGAACCGCAGUUACAUUCUUUACGACCGAGAAUGCACGCUCCUCGAAAGAUCUGGUUCACAUCUUGACUGAGGCUGGGCAGGAUGUCCCCCAGCCGCUUGAAGAAAUGGCCCGCUACAACUCGCGCGGUGGAGGUCUUGGUCGCUGGGGCGGCAGCCGUGGUCGCGGCGGAGGCCGUGGUGGAGGCCGCGGUCGCGGCGGCUUCGGUGGCGGUAGCCGCAACGGCGGCUACGGUGGAGGCUCAAGCGGGGGCUAUGGCGACAGCAGCUAUGGCUCAUCGAGGUCGUCGUCGUAUGGCGGCAGCCGCGGUGGCAGCAGUGGCUACUCGCGCGACGGAGGCAGCGGUGGCGGCAGCCACUCGCGCGGCGGCUGGUAGUCUCAAAAUUUGUCCUGGUGCAUGACAUUUUAUAAUCCCUUUUUCAUUUUAAAAAUAACACUUUCUCACUUCAACA